This is a messenger RNA of Saccharomycopsis crataegensis, 1446 nucleotides long. RefSeq lists its product as uncharacterized. The record is from RefSeq and is a predicted model, not a curated record. Gene Ontology annotation, biological process: attachment of GPI anchor to protein. The transcript has a single exon. Gene Ontology annotation, cellular component: GPI-anchor transamidase complex. NCBI's taxonomy places the organism in Eukaryota, Fungi, Ascomycota, Saccharomycetes, Ascoideales, Saccharomycopsidaceae. The coding region runs from base 1 to 1446 and encodes 481 amino acids.
AUGCUCUCGAAUCUAAAGUGCUCUUGGAUAGGGGGCAAUAUUUCCUUCUUGCUAUCUGCUGUUUCAUGUUGUGCUAUCAUUGCAUCAUGGAUGAUCCUCAAGUUUCAAACACCACUCUCGGAAACUGAUUAUAUCCUCAAGAUAUCCAAUUUCCUCUCCGAGGACCCUAUCCGGGAUAUACACUUUGAAAUCCCCAUUUUUAUUACUUCUUAUGAUAAAUUCAAGUUCCUCGACUUGGCAGAAGCCACUCAGGUCCAGCUUGACUACAAGCUUGGUCAGCUAGAUCUAAAUUUCCAAGGCUAUAGGUUUCUGCUAAUUAACAAUCCGUAUAUUGAAGAAAUUGGAGACUAUCAGUAUGCUAAAUCGAUCAGAGAAAACCAAUUAUACGAAAUUAGACUAUUUCUUGGGGAAUCAGACGCAAUAUAUACUGAUCCGUUCCAAAAUUUCGCGGUGUUGUAUCAUACCAUGGAAACUAUCAAUAGUAAUGAUCUUCCUUAUUUCAUCACCCAACUCAUUAUUAAUAGCUUCUUCAGUGAUGAACUAUCGUUUUUUCAAAAAGGAAAUCUUGCAGGAACAAAGGACUUGGAGACUUAUUUCGCCAUGGGGAAAUCUAGCGUUGACAGCAAAGUGAAUGUUAAUUUCAUAAUAUUGUCAGAAAAAAAGGUGGUUGGUGUUGAAACAAAAGCACAUGAGGUCCUUGAAAGUUAUAUGAAUACUAUCAAUUGUAUCUAUGACAAAAUCCUUCAUUUCGAUUUCAGCUUAGAGGUACAGCGAACACAUACCUAUGCAAUCGAUAGAUCAGAUGUAUGGGAUUAUGAUCAAGAAUCCCAUGUAAUUUCGUUAAAUGAUGAUGUCACCUAUGUUGACAUCAGGGAUGAUUUUUACCAGGAAGAUCCAAUAACGUUGAAUGAUUUUUCCAACUUUAAUUUCUUAUUUCCAAUCCCGGGGGAUUCGAAUCUUAAAGUUCAUCCUCUAUCCAAUUCUUCAAUUUUCAAAUCAUCAUCAACAAAAUCUUUAUUUUUCAUCAAUCAUGUACCGGAAGAUUCUAAUAUUGACAAUGAAUAUUUUGUCGGUAUCGACCAAUUCAAUAAUGUGCUUGGAAUUGCAUUAUUGAACCUAUAUUUAUCGCUUUCUCUCCCGGAUCCCGGAUAUCAAACAUUAAGACUUGAUCUACUAACCCGUAUUACUAUUAUCAAGAGUCUCUAUAAAUUUUCAGGGUACAUGAGGCAGAUUAGUGAAAUUCUUAGGCUUGAUGGAAAAAAUGUCAGGGCUGUGCUACUGACAGAAAAGAUUAUUUAUCUUCUUGAACUACGAAAUGAAGCAGUAAGGUUGGCCAGCGAUAACGCGACAAUCAGCUUAGAGGGCUUCACCAAUGCUUUGAACCGCAUACUUUUGGCAAAUAUGGAAGCCAAAAAAAUUAUAGAUGUCUUGCUAAAUCAUCAUUAG